UCAUUUUCUGGUGGUGGAUAUAGGUUGGGUGACUCAUCGCAAAAGCACUCUGAAUACAUAUAUGAAGAAAAUCAAGAUGUUCAAAUUUUGCUGAAAUUAUGGAGAAACGGCUUCAGUUUAGAUGAUGGCGAGUUGAGAUCCUAUACAGACCCAACAAAUGCUCAGUUUCUUGAGUCUGUUAAAAGAGGGGAAAUUCCUGUGGAACUGCAGCGACUUGUUCAUGGUGGCCAGGUUAAUUUGGAUAUGGAAGACCACCAAGAACAGGAAUAUGUGAAGCCUAGACUGCGAUUCAAAGCUUUCAGUGGCGAAGGGCAAAAACUUGGAAGCCUUACCCCUGAAAUAGUCAGCACACCUUCUUCCCCAGAGGAGGAGGAGAAAUCCAUUCUUAAUGCACCCAUUCUGAUUGAUGAUUCCUUGCCAGCGACUAAGAUUCAAAUUAGAUUAGCCGAUGGAAGCCGUUUAAUACAAAGAUUUAACCAAACACACAGGUAAAUUGAUUCUGCAUUGAUGCAG
This is a messenger RNA of Apaloderma vittatum (bar-tailed trogon), 513 nucleotides long. It is a transcript of the gene UBXN2B, whose product is annotated as UBX domain protein 2B. The transcript is spliced from 4 exons. Gene Ontology annotation, biological process: proteasome-mediated ubiquitin-dependent protein catabolic process; nuclear membrane reassembly; autophagosome assembly. The record is from RefSeq and is a predicted model, not a curated record. Gene Ontology annotation, cellular component: nucleus; cytosol. The annotation marks the transcript as partial. NCBI's taxonomy places the organism in Eukaryota, Metazoa, Chordata, Aves, Trogoniformes, Trogonidae. Gene Ontology annotation, molecular function: ubiquitin binding.